This is a messenger RNA of Synchiropus splendidus (mandarinfish), 1285 nucleotides long. RefSeq names its product mitochondrial carrier homolog 2 (gene mtch2). Bases 54 to 959 code for a protein of 301 amino acids. The record is from RefSeq and is a predicted model, not a curated record. Gene Ontology annotation, cellular component: membrane; mitochondrion. Gene Ontology annotation, biological process: positive regulation of apoptotic process. The transcript is spliced from 13 exons. Lineage: Eukaryota; Metazoa; Chordata; Actinopteri; Syngnathiformes; Callionymidae.
CACUUAACGCAAAGGAGAGUGAAACAACUUCCUGUCAGUGUUGACGCUUCAGAAUGGCGGAUACGUGUGGUCAAGUGCUGCUGGGCUCUGGACUCAGCGUCCUCUCCCACCCGCUCAUGUACAUCAAGGUCCUUAUCCAGGUUGGACAUGAACCCCUACCACCAACUCGAGGAAGAAACCUGUUUGGCAGACAAGUGUAUCAGCUGCCGGGUCUGUUUGCCUAUGCAAAACACAUCAUCAAGAUUGAUGGCAAGGCGGGUCUGUUCAAAGGUCUGGGCCCGAGGCUCUGCUCCGGUACCAUUGGCACCGUCGUUCACAGCAAAAUAUCACAGAAAUGUCAGCAACACGAUCCAAUGAAGAUCCUGUGUGGGCAGCAGAAGGCGGCCGAGGGCUCCCUCCAGCACGUUGUCAAUGAGACAACCAAGGAGAUGAUCGCCCGCUCCUGUGCGACCAUCGUCACGCAUCCCUUCCACGUGAUCACUCUGCGCUGCAUGGUCCAGUUCAUCGGGAGAGAAACCAAGUACAGCGGGGUCUUUGGCUCCAUCGUCACUGUGUACAGAGAAGAGGGUGUCCUGGGCUUCUUCGCUGGUCUGAUUCCUCGUCUGCUCGGCGACAUCCUGGCUCUAUGGAUCUGUAACCUGCUGACUCAUGUUGUCAACACAUACGCCAUUGAUGACUCGAUGAGCCACACAGGAGAGAUCAAGAACUGCUCCCAGGCUGUGACAGGGUUCUUCGCCAGUAUGCUCACGUACCCCUUCGUCCUGGUGUCGAACCUGAUGGCUGUGAACAACUGCGGACUGGCCGGUGGUCUCCCCCCAUACGCCGCCAUCUAUCCCACCUGGGGCGACUGUUGGAGGCAUCUAAGCCGAGAGGGCAACAUGAGCCGAGGCAACAGUCUAUUUUUCCGCAAGCUUCCGGCCGGGAAGAUCUACCUGAUGGAGGAGAAGAGAUUUUUUUAAGGAUAACACUUGACUGCUUUUGCCUGGUUGUGAGUCAGGACAUUUGGCACUUAAUUCAAAUUUGUAUGCACUUGUUUACUUUUUUUUUUUGUUCUUGAAUCAUGAUAUUAAUGAAAAAGAGAUGUCAUUAGUUGCCAGUCCUGUAGAGGGCGUGAUCGUUCACCCUUCCCCUGCGAUAGAACGGACCAGGGGCAGCCCUCCCAACAGCUGUGCCCCAGUGUAAAUGAUGGUUGUGUGUAGUCGGGGCUUGGUGCGUGUGACUGACCGUAGUCAUGUAGUGGGAACUGAGCUCUCUGCACUGGUGUCAACCUCACUGAUCGACCCCA